Molecule: messenger RNA, 880 nt
Organism: Myxocyprinus asiaticus (Chinese sucker)
Lineage: Eukaryota; Metazoa; Chordata; Actinopteri; Cypriniformes; Catostomidae
Exons: 3
Coding region: 137-337 (66 amino acids)
Biological process (GO): endoplasmic reticulum unfolded protein response
Cellular component (GO): endoplasmic reticulum
Source: RefSeq, a predicted model, not a curated record
GCUGUCACGUGGUUACGCCGCUGGCUUGGGCAGCUCGAUCGACUGAACGGAACUGAAUCACCGGAGAAGUCCGCUCCCUUUCACCGGUCCACCGCGAUCUUCCGCCUCACGUCACGCGUUACACAGUAACGGCAUCAUGUCUGCGGUGCAGCGGAUGAAAGUAGCGAACGAGAAACACAGUAAAACCAUCACGCAGCGAGGACAUGUACAGAAGACCACGCGUGUUGUAAAUGAGGAGAAAUCUCCGGUGGGUCCCUGGCUGAUCGCCCUCUUCAUGUUUGUGGUGUGUGGCUCAGCUAUCUUUCAGAUCAUCCAGAGCAUCAGACAGGGGAUGUGAACACUGAGACGAGCAUCAGAACCAUCAGUCCCUCACCUGGAGAUCUGUGAACUUCCUCUUAAACACUCUCUCUGAGCUGAAUCUGCUCUUCCAUCCAGAUGUUUUAUUGAUCACUUCCUCUGGCCGUUUAUGGCUCAUUUUCAGCUGUGUGUGUGUAUGUGAGAAUAUUUGUGUUAAAUGGUUUGUUUUAAAAAAUGAUCUGUAUCCCUUACCGUCAACUUUACGGUAAACAUUUAAGGGUAGAACGUUCUGGAAGCAUACAAUUAUCUGGAUUUGUGUACCGUGUAUAGUUGGCUGUUGGGUUGGGUUAUGAGUGUCUCUCAUUAGUUUCUCUAUGAGUGCAAUUAUCUUCAUAUCUGAUUAUAGAUUCAUUGUUCUGUUUCCACUCAUGUGAAGUAACCAGAUUUUGUAUAAACUCAGAGAAAUGACCAUGUGUAAAUUCAAACAUUAAUAGCCAUACAAUAUUUCUCCCUUUUCCUCUCUGUUACAGUAAAUUGAUGCUGUGUAAUAAUGAUUUUAUACAAAUAAAAGGUAUUUUCUCUA